UUUUCGUCUUCCACUUCGUGUGAGGAGCGUAGCCGAGUGUUGGAAAUAUCGAGCGCGUGAGCGCCGGCGUGGCGCUGUUCACGACGGCGCCUAUAUAAAUGUAGAAUGUCGGCGGGUGCACUCAGUACGUGUCAUGCUUUUCCAGUGGAAGGGUUGUCCGUGAUGGCGGCCCGUGUGCGGUUGAAGAUGCAAUGCGGCACCGUAUCGUUGCCGCUCGUUGUUUUCAUCGUUGUGUGCGGUGUGGAUCUUGUUUGUGGAAUGUUCGAGCAUCGACAUUGUAAUCAUCAACCUCUCCGUCCACACGAGGUGAUACACGGUGUCCAUAUUGAGCCGGCACACGAAGUGAAAAAACGUAGCAUUAGUCAACCCCUUCGUAUUCUUCUUUCUUACGACGAAAGUGUGUUUAGAUUGGAUGACGAAAAAUUGGAUCUUAUUAAUAACACAAUCCUGCCAGAGGCCGUGCACUUUUGGGAGAGAGCACUUAUGGUUCGAGAAACGAAGAAUACUAUCAGACUGAACAGGAAAUGCGAGAGUAGUCAAGUUUUCGUGCAAGAUCAUCACACUCACUGCAUAGAUACUUGCCGUUCAACGACCAUGUGCGGAGAGGUGGUCGUCCCAGAGGACCAUCUUGACGUGUGUAGAAUUUGCAACGCAACGGGUCACAAUUGUCAAGUGGCGGAAGGAAGUAAAGCCGGUCCCGGAAUCGACGGCGCGGACUUUGUAUUUUAUGUGUCCGCCAUGCAGACCGAGAGAUGUCACAAGGGAUUGACGGUUGCUUAUGCUGCUCACUGUCAACAGGAAGCUGCAUUGGAUCGACCAAUCGCAGGACAUGCAAAUCUUUGUCCUGGUAGUAUUAGUACGAAGCCCCAGGAACUGGAAACAUUAUUGAGUACCGUGAAACACGAAAUUCUUCACGCAUUGGGUUUCUCCGUCAGUCUUUAUGCCUUUUACAGGGAUGAAAAUGGUGAACCUAGAACACCGAGGAGAAGUGACACUGGGAAACCUCCGUUGAAUGAAAAAUUGCAAACGCAUCAGUGGAGCGAGAGUACGAUCAAGACCGUAACGAGGCCAUAUUGGCAAGUGCACGGUGGUUACGUCGAGAGGUCGAUGCAAAUGAUCGUAACGCCACGAGUUCGUGCCGAAGUUCAAGCACACUUCGAUUGCCCGGACUUGGAGGGUGCAGAACUCGAAGACCAGGGAGAGGAUGGGACGGCCUUGACGCAUUGGGAAAAGCGAGUCUUCGAGAACGAAGCUAUGACUGGUACCCACACACAAAAUCCAGUUUACUCGAGGAUUACUCUAGCAUUGAUGGAGGAUACCGGUUGGUACAGCGCAAAUUACUCGAUGGCGCAAAAACUCGGUUGGGGACGACAUUUGGGUUGCGAUUUUGCUAUGAAAUCCUGCAAGGAAUGGAUAUCCUCGAAAUCGUCACGUUUAUCUGGGAAAUCGAUUCAUCCUUUCUGCAAUAAGGUGAAACAAGAUCCAUUACAAACCGAGUGUACGGAUGAUCGAAGUUCCGUAGCUUUGUGCAAUUUGGUGAAACAUCCUCAACCCUUACCGAAAAAAUAUCAAAAUUUCGAUUUAAUCCCACACGUACCAUUUGGAGAAGAACAAUAUUACGGUGGUUCAGUAUCUUUGGCAGACUAUUGUCCAUAUAUUCAAGAAUUUACAUGGCGAGCUCGAAACAUCGUUGUAAGGGGUUCUCAUUGUCUUUAUGAAGACAACAAUCCACAUCCAGAGAAAAAUUUUGCAUUGGAAAAAUAUGGAUCCCAUUCGAGAUGUUUCGAUCAUACCAAUCAAAUGUGGGAAGAGAGAACGUGCAAUCAGGCACGUCAGUGGCAACAUUGGGGUUCCGGUUGUUAUCAAUACAAAUGCGAGACGGGUCGUCUGCAUAUUAUGGUGGCAAAUUAUACCUACACUUGCUAUCAUGCUGGUCAAGAAAUAGCAAUUAGGAUUAUUCAAAAUGGUUGGCUACACAAAGGUGCUUUGAUAUGUCCACGCUGUAAAGAUAUCUGUCAAGCUGAACUGAAAACUCGAGGUGACUGGUGUAAGCCUGGCGAUGAACAUCCACCUGCAACUUAUUAUCAUAGAGACAAUCUUGAUUGUUCAUCGGCAGGAAUUUUUGGUCUAAACUUAACAGUGACUAUUCUAAUCGUUUAUUUAUCAUUCGUCGUUAGAUGAUAUGACGUUGUCGAAUUUAGUAAGAUUUUUUUACAACCAUCAUCUGACUCGAUAAAACGACGACGACAACAACAACAUACUUAUGAUAAUUCAUCAUCGUAGUUGCGUUAAAUAUAUAUAUAUAUAUAUUUAGAAAUCACUAAGUUUCUAUAAAUAUAUACAUAUAAUUACAUAUACGAGUGUGCGUGCGAACGGGGAACAUAAAACAUUGUACACCAUUUCAAAAACCUCGUCGCAUUUUCUAAGCCACGGAACAAAUUUUCAUCCAAUUAUAAAAAGGGAAGAAAAGAAAAA
Polistes dominula (European paper wasp) is the source of this 2475-nucleotide messenger RNA. RefSeq names its product leishmanolysin-like peptidase, invadolysin (gene Invadolysin). Lineage: Eukaryota; Metazoa; Arthropoda; Insecta; Hymenoptera; Vespidae. Gene Ontology annotation, cellular component: membrane; cytoplasm. The record is from RefSeq and is a predicted model, not a curated record. Gene Ontology annotation, biological process: proteolysis; cell adhesion. Gene Ontology annotation, molecular function: metalloendopeptidase activity.